GAGUCUAACAUGUGUGACCUAUUUAUUACUUUUAGGCUUUCAGUAAUCGCUCAUUGAAUAGAAUCAGGAAUGUAUAAGGUGUGAUCUUUGGAGUAAAUGGUAACUAACUGAAGAAGGGCAAGAAGUCAACGAAACAUCCUUUGAAAGUCGCCUCAUACAGUAACUGGGGAUACCUAUAAAAGUUUAAGUAAGUCACAAGGAAUGUACGCCUAAGGCUGGAAUACUACAUUUCCCAGAAAUCUCUAGGAGCCUACAACUCCCAAGCACCCCUUGGCCGCUGACGUCUCUCGGAAACGUGCACGUGCAGGCGCGCGGCGUGCGUCAUGGCGGCCAGACGCUUCUUCGGGGCUACCCGGACCUGGGCUGGCUGGCGAGCCAGGGAGCUCCUGGACCCCGCCGAUCCUGGAAGACUCCUUGUACGGGAUUAUGCCAAGAGACCGGUCAUCAAGGCGGGGAAAGGCGGCAAAGGCGGCGUGGUCAGCGAGGCCCUGAAGGACCCGGAGGUGUGCACGGACCCUGUGCAGCUCACCACGCACGCCAUGGGCGUCAACAUCUACAAGGCCGGCCCCGACGUGGCCCUGAAGCCCGACGCGGAGUACCCCGAGUGGCUGUUCCAGAUGAACGUGGGCCCCCCCAAGAAGCUGGAGGAGCUGGACCCCGAGACGCGGGAGUACUGGCGGCUGCUGCGGAAGCACAACAUCUGGCGUCACAACCGGCUGAGCAAGCGGCGGAAGUUCUAGCGGGGGCGGGACGGCCCCG
This is a messenger RNA of Ceratotherium simum simum (southern white rhinoceros), 759 nucleotides long. It is a transcript of the gene MRPL54, whose product is annotated as mitochondrial ribosomal protein L54. Gene Ontology annotation, cellular component: mitochondrial large ribosomal subunit. The record is from RefSeq and is a predicted model, not a curated record. Gene Ontology annotation, molecular function: structural constituent of ribosome. NCBI's taxonomy places the organism in Eukaryota, Metazoa, Chordata, Mammalia, Perissodactyla, Rhinocerotidae.